AUGAUGCAAAAUAGUGCUCAUCAAGAACAACACAAAUUUGAAGUCUCCACGGACUACCACAAGGAAAGACUUGACGUGUUCCUUUUCAACAAAUUCUUUAAAGAAAGACAAGUAUCAAAGAAUGCUGUUUCAAAGCUCAUCCAAAAUUCUUCUUUGAAUUCAACCACUGGCUCUGACAGCAUCUUGCCAAGAUAUAAAUUUCUAUGCAAUGAGGAAGCAGUAAACAAGCCAGCACUCAAACUCCGAAAUGGUGAUUAUGUGUUAGUAAUGGUUGAAGGCAAUCCAGUUGCUUCGGAGCAAUCAUCUGGUAACAACAAGUCAUUAACAAACGAACGAAAUAAUCAUACAAAUGACACAGAAAGUAAUUUAUUAGAUAUUCAACCUGAAAAUAUUCCUCUCAACAUUCUGUAUGAAGAUGAAUAUUUAAUAGUAUUGGACAAGUCUAAAUUUAUGACGGUUCAUCCUUCGUUAAAACCAAAACCAAGAAAUACUACAGGAACACUUGUCAAUGCUUUGUUAUUUCAUUGCCAAGGAAAACUAUCAAGUUGUGGAUCUUGUGAUGAACAUUACAGACCUGGAAUUGUUCACAGGCUAGAUAGAGACACCAGCGGAAUAAUGGUCAUUGCAAAAGAUGAUGACACUCAUUUAGCUCUUAAAAAGUUAUUUGAAAAUAAGAACAGUCCUUUAGAAGUAAAUGGAAAUGACUCUAAUAUCACAAGAUAUUAUCAGGCACUUGUAGAGAAUGAAUUGAAGCCAGUAGAAGGGAAAAUUGAAGUUUACAUCAAGAGGCACCACUCAAUACCUUCCAAGAGAGAAGUAACUAAAAACCCUUUAGAUACUGGGGCUAAAUUGGCAAUUACCGAGUACAAGGAGCUUGAAACAAUUCCUGUGAAAAAUUUAAACGGUUGUAAUAUUUUGAGUCUUGUUCAAUGCAAACUUUUGACUGGAAGAACUCAUCAAAUUCGAGUGUCCUUUGCUCACUUGAAUAGACCUCUGGUGGGAGACGUCUUGUACAAUCCUCGCUUUAAAUCUGGUCACAAAACCAAGAAGAAAAAACAAUCCAAGUACGAAGAAGAGUUUGAAAAAUUCGCUCUUGAGAAAGGACAGUUCCUACACGCUUCAUAUUUAAAAUUUGUUCAUCCUCGUACUGGAAAACUGCUAGAAUUCAGUUCUAAAACACCAUCCUAUUUCAGAGAGGCAAUCAAAUUAUUGAAUCACUCAAUAGAGGAAUAG
This is a messenger RNA of Naegleria lovaniensis, 1233 nucleotides long. RefSeq lists its product as uncharacterized. The record is from RefSeq and is a predicted model, not a curated record. Gene Ontology annotation, biological process: pseudouridine synthesis. NCBI's taxonomy places the organism in Eukaryota, Heterolobosea, Eutetramitea, Acrasida, Naegleriidae. Gene Ontology annotation, molecular function: pseudouridine synthase activity; RNA binding. The transcript is spliced from 2 exons. The coding region runs from base 1 to 1233 and encodes 410 amino acids.